Melanotaenia boesemani (Boeseman's rainbowfish) is the source of this 2664-nucleotide messenger RNA. RefSeq names its product sp8 transcription factor b (gene sp8b). Lineage: Eukaryota; Metazoa; Chordata; Actinopteri; Atheriniformes; Melanotaeniidae. Gene Ontology annotation, biological process: regulation of transcription by RNA polymerase II. The record is from RefSeq and is a predicted model, not a curated record. The transcript is spliced from 2 exons. The coding region runs from base 217 to 1521 and encodes 434 amino acids. Gene Ontology annotation, molecular function: DNA-binding transcription factor activity, RNA polymerase II-specific; RNA polymerase II cis-regulatory region sequence-specific DNA binding.
GUAGGAGCGAAGCUAGUGUGUUGGUUAUAUCUUCAGGAAGGCGGUUCGUGUGAGAAAGUCGAGGCUAGACGGGUUAGAAGUUGGAAGCGGUGCUUAAAACAUGCAUGUUUUCCUUGGUGCUCAAUUUGGGAUUCAUUUCUAAGCGCUGGUUGUCGCAUUUCACUUAUCUGUCUGUUUGUCCAGGAGGAGCCGAGGUUAGGAUCGACUCCUUUAGCCAUGUUAGCUGCAACAUGUAACAAAAUAGGGAGUCCCAGCCCUUCACCAUCCACAAUUUCGGAUAAUUCACCGUCAUUUGGAAAAGGCUUUCACCCGUGGAAAAGAGCCGCUGCGAGCAGCUGCAGCCUCGGAUCCGGCCUGUCCGGUUUCGGGGUGUCCCGUAAUGGAUCAGGCAUCUCGGAUUCUUUCGGCACCAACAAUUCCACCGGAUCCAGCGCCUUCUCCCUCACGUCUGGCACCUCAUCUAGUUCUCACUUUGGAAACGAUUAUUCUGUUUUCCAAGCAUCCGUUUCGAGCAACUCUCAAGAGUCUAACCACCAGCCGGUUUUCAUCUCCAAAGUCCACACGUCAGUGGACAGUUUGCAGGGCAUUUAUCCCAGGAUGAGCGUUGCGCAUCCUUACGAGUCCUGGUUCAAAUCAUCCCACCCCGGUAUCCCGGCAGGAGACGUUGGUAGCACCGGAGCCUCUGCGUGGUGGGAUGUGGGAGCAGGAUGGAUUGAUGUUCAAAACCCUAACGGAGCGGCGCUACAAACAUCCUUACACUCCGGUGGACUCCAGGGCUCCUUACACUCUCCACUGGGCGGAUAUAAUUCUGAUUACUCGAGUUUAAGUCACUCUGCUUUCAGUACAAGUCCCUCUCCACACCUGUUGACAACCGGUCAGCAUCUGAUGGACGGUUUCAAACCGGUGUUAUCCUCCUAUCCGGACACAAGUCCCUCUCCACUUACCGGAGCAGGGGGGGCUAUGCUCUCCGGGGGUCCACCUGCAUCUUUAGCGGGGUCUCCGAGGUCAUCUGCUCGGCGAUAUUCGGGCAGAGCCACCUGCGACUGUCCAAACUGCCAGGAGGCUGAGAGACUGGGACCGGCGGGCGCCAGCCUCCGGAGAAAAGGGCUCCACAGUUGUCACAUUCCCGGCUGUGGGAAGGUGUACGGUAAAACAUCGCACCUAAAAGCGCAUUUGAGGUGGCACACCGGUGAGAGACCGUUUGUGUGCAACUGGCUUUUUUGCGGGAAGAGGUUCACGCGCUCCGAUGAGCUCCAGCGACAUUUACGCACACACACUGGGGAGAAACGUUUCGCAUGUCCGGUGUGCAACAAGAGAUUUAUGCGUAGCGAUCAUCUGAGUAAACAUGUAAAGACUCACAGCGCCGGGGGAUCUGCAGGUUCUGGCUCCGGAGGCAGCGGAGGUAAGAGAGGGAGUGAUACCGACAGCGAGCACAGCGCGCCAGGAAGCCCUCCAUGCCAUUCCCCUGACCUGUUGCACCCACCUGAGUCAACCCAGGGAGUGGGCAUAAACGGCCUCUAAACCUUUCCAUGCUGAAGCAGGGAAAAAAAUUAAAAAGGAAAAAAAUAAAUAAAAAACUGUACAACUAAGUGUUGUGAUGGCAUUGUCCAACAGGACACCAGAGUGGACAUACCUUGAUGUAUGCGACAUGAUUCAUCCAGAGAGUUGCUAUUUAAUGAGAAAGCAGGCCUAUACUUUCCUUCGACUUUUUCCAAGUGUUUAAGACUACUAACUGCAUUAUUUCAUAGCUGUGCCAUCACAAACUUUUCAUUAGUAUGUUUGCGGUGUGAAAGUGAAAUCAAGUUUUUCUGUGACGCACUGGAGUAGGGCAGAAGUGAUACUUUCUGUAGCCCGAUCCUAACUAGCUCUAUUGAUUAAUUUCUAAGCAUAAGACAAAAAAUAAAUAAAUAAAUUAAAAAAAAAAUUUAAAUAAAAUAAAAUAAACACAGCUGUGAAAUAUUAGGUCCUGCAAAAGUUGCUUCUGCUGUCAUACACAAUAUUCUCAAACCAAACACUGGCACUUUAUUAUCAAGAAAGAUAAAUUGUUUUUGUCAUUGUGGAUGGACAGCUCAAUGAACAAAUACCUGUAGACUAUAGUGCAGUAUGUGCAGUAUGCUGAGAUGUGGGAUUUUCAUUAUUUCGUCCCAUAACUGAGGAGCAAUUAGGUCCAAAUCCCAUAUUUGCUAUACACGCCACAGUGCGCCAAGUUUGUAAGUAGGCCAGUCGAGGUUACUUACACUUUACUUUGCUGCAAAAUGUCUUGUAUAUAAAAGAAAUGUAGGUUAGAAUAAUUACAGCCCAAUGUAAAGGUGCGCAAUGUAUUUGUCCAGGAGACGAUUUUGUAUAGGUAUUUCUAGUUGUAUAUGGACUCUAGCAAAAUAUUUGAAAAUAUACGGAAAUGUACUUGGAUUUUUCUUUCACAUGGUAUGAAAUGUAUUGUGGGGAGUUUUAUUUAACCACAAGUUCUUGUAUUUAGGGGUCUAUCAUUAGGCGCACUUUGAAUUUAUUUGUAUGGUUUUGAAAUCAUUUACUGUUUACCCACUCAUUUAAUUUAAGUAAGCAUGUUGUAAAGUGAUUUGAAUUUUUCCAGUGAUAUUUUUUUCUCCUCUUCCUGAGAAUGGCUUUUUAUGUGAGCCACUCAAUAAAGUCAGUAUGAAUUCAGAA